CGCGGGGCCGCGGGCCGGCCGAGGGGGGCGUGCGCACGGGUAGGCCGGCCGGGGUCGCGGGCAUGGCGGAGGCCCGGAAGCGGCGGGAGCUGCUGCCCCUCAUCUACCAGCACCUGCUGCACGCGGGCUACGUGCGCGCGGCGCGGGAGGUGAAGGAGCAGAGCGGCCAGAAGAACCUUCUGGCUCAGCCUGUCACCCUUUUGGACAUCUAUACACACUGGCAACAGACCUCUGAGCUUGGCCAGAAGCAGAAGGCAGAGGAUGACGCAGCCCUGCAAGCCAAGAAGACUCGCGUAUCAGACCCUAUUAGUACCUCCGAGAGCUCGGAGGAGGAGGAGGAGGAAGAAGGGGAGGCAGGAGCUGAAGCCACCAAAGCUGCCCUAAGAGUAGCAUCUACCAACUCUUCAAUGACCACGGCAGAGUCACCAUCCAGCCGGAAAGAAAAGGGCCAGGCAAAGACCAAGACGGCCAGCAAGACAGUGAACUCCAUGCCACGUGCCAACGCGGGGAAAGCCUUGAUCCACCUGCUGUCUGGCAAGUCCCCCAAGAAGGCAGCGCAGCCCUCAGCAAAUGCCAUUUUGGUCCCAGAAACUGAGGAGGAGGGCAGUGUCCAGACCCUCAGAUCCACUGCCAGGCCUGGAAUGGUGUCAGUGGCCCGGCCCAGCAGCUCCAGCGAAGACACCUCCAGCUCAAGUGAUGAGACCAACGUGGAGGUAAAGCCCUCAGUAAAACCAGCUCAAGUCAAAACCUUGCCAGCCCCUACUAAAGCGCCUCCAGCAGGAAGGGCUGCCCCCGGCCCCGAGAAGGCGGGUGAUGUGAUGCGCCACACCGGGGGAGCUGCCUUAACUCCAGCCAGGAGGGCGAUUAAACCAGGAACAGAGUCUGAGAGCAGCGAGGAAGAGGCCCCCACGGGGACACCCAACCAGGUAAAGGCCUCUGGGAAAGUUCCCCAAGUUCGAGCUGCUUCAGCUUCUGCCAAGCCGACUCCCGCAACCCCCGGAAGGCCAGGGCCCUCGGCCACCCCGGCCACGAGAGGAAGGCUGGGGCAGGAUGCCGAGAGCAGCAGCGAGGAGUCGUCUGACAGCGAGGAAGAAGCGCCCGUCGCCCUGGCCCCGCUUCAGGCAAAACCCCCAGUGAAGACGGCGCAGGUCAGAGCAGCCUCGGCGCCUGCCAAGGAGUCCCCCCAGAAACGAGCCCCUCCAGCGGCCCCUAUGAAGACAGCACCUGGGGGGGCCCAGGCCGCGACCCCGAAGCCCGAGGACUCAGACAGCAGCAGCGCAGAGGACUCGGACAGUGAAGGGGAGACGCCGGCAGCCAUGGCACCGACGGCGAGCCCCGCGCAGGCAAAGACCUCAGGGAAGAGCCUCCCAACCAGACCUGCCCCCGAUCCCGCCAAGGGCUCCUUGGGGAAAGGAGCUGCCCCGGGGCCCCCCCAGAAGACUGGGCCCGCGACCACCCAGGCCAAGGCUGAAGAACACUCGGAGAGCAGCGAGGACGCGUCCGACAGCGAGGAAGAGGAGGCGGCGGCGGCGGGGGUGACUGCAGCUCAGGGAACGUGCGUGGGCAGAGGACCCGUGGGGAGAGCUGCCUCGGGGCCGGGACCCACGCCGGCACUCCCUGGGACGAUGGGGCCUGCCGGUGCCCAGGUCGGGGACUCCGAGAGCAGCGAGGAGGACGAGUCCAGCGGUGGGGAGGCCGCGGCGGCCCCAGCACAGGCCAGGCCCUCGAGGAACGCCUCUGAGGCCAGAGCCAGCCCGGCUUCCACAAAGGCUCCUUCGAUCAAGGGAGCAGCGCCUGGCAAGGUGGCCACUGCAGUUGCCCAAGCAAGACAGGUCACCCCAUCCAAGGAAAAGCCUCCCGCCAGAGCCCCUCCGAGCAGUGCCGUCACCGCAAGGGCCCCAGCACAGAAGGGGUCGACUGUGGGGGGAAAAGAGGACUCGGACAGCAGCAGCGAGACGUCCGACAGCGAGGAGGAGGCAGCACCUGCCCCGACAAAGCCCUCAACCAAGACGGCUGCGGUCAGCACCGUCUCAGUCCCUGCCAAGGCACCCCCUGGGAAGACGGGGCCUGCGGCCGCCCGGGCCCUAGCUGGGAAGCGAGAGGAGGACUCGAACAGCAGCAGCGAGGCGUCAGACAGCGGGGAGGAGGUGGCGCCCGCCCAGACAAAGCCCUCCGCUAAGACGGCUUCCGUCCGCGCUACCUCAGCUCCUGCUAAAGAGUCCUCCAAGAAAGCCCCCCCAGCACCCGCUAAAGAGUCCUCCAAGAAAGCCCCCCCAGCACCCGCUAAAGAGUCCCCCAAGAAAGCCCCCCCAGCACCCGCUAAAGAGUCCCCCAAGAAAGCCCCCCCAGCACCCGCUGGGAAGACGGGGCCUGCGGCCGCCCGGGCCCCAGCUGGGAAGCGAGAGGAAGACUCGGAGAGCAGCAGCGAGGCGUCAGACAGUGAGGAGGAGGCGCCAGCCGCUGUGACCCCAGUCCAGGAUGCUACUUCCAACACCACCAAAAGCAAGGCCCUGACCCCAGCUCCCCCACAGGACACAGAAGACUCCUCAGACAGCAGUGAUGACGAGCUGCCUUGCAGCCAGGUGAUUAAACCCCCUCUGAUUUUUGUCGACCCUAAUCGUAGUCCAGCUGGCCCAGCUGCUACCCCCACACAAUCCCGGGCCGCAAGCACCCCAAGGAAGGCCCAGGCCUCGGACAGCAGCACCGAAUGUUCUUCCUCCGAGAGCGAGGACGAUGCGAGUGUGAUCCCCGCCACCCAGUCCUCCACUCCUGCUGUUAGAGCCAAGGGGGCGCCUGUGCCUGCUGCCCCCACGAGGGGAGCCCCCAGAGUUGGCAGCAGCGAGGAAUCCAGUUGGGUACCCAAGGGCAAGAAGCAGGAGGCGGCCGCCGCGCAGGUUGGUAAUGCCGUGGCGCCUCCCCAGAGCACCCCUGUCCAGGCCCGAGUGAGCAGCAAGUGCAGAACACCCAAGCUUCCCGUGGGCCACUCCAAAGCCAAGGCCCCUGACAGCUCAGGCGACAGCGAUGACAGCAGCAGCACCUCUUCGGAGGGCCAGCGGGACGGUUCAGCCCUGUCCCGGAGGGAGACUGUGGUGGAGGAGACCACAUCCGACUCCAGCGAGGACGAGAUGGUGGCACCUUCCCAGUCUCUCCUCUCAGGUUAUGUGAGUCCUGGGCUGACCCUGGCCAAUUCCCAGGCUCCCAAGGCCACUGGCGAGCCACACUCCAGUCCCGCGGUGCCCUCUGCUCCGGCCAGAGACGACCCAGACGGGAGGCCGGGAGCAGAGCCCCAACACACAGCAGGCCCCGUGUCCCCCAAGAGAGGCAGGAAGGAGGCCGCCUCGGGCACACCUCCGAAGCCCCGCAAGAAGAAGGGAGCCGUGGGCGUGGCGGGCGCGGCGGGCGCGGCCUGCACGCAGGCGCUGCAGAGCAGUCUGGCCCAGCACCUGCUGGGGCAGCCCUGGCCCCUGAGCGAGGCCCAGGUGCAGGCGUCGGUGGUGAAGGUCCUGACGCAGCUGCUGGAGCAAGAGAGGAAGAAGGUCGCAGACGCCACCAGAGACAGCGGCAAGAAGAGCCGGAAGCGGAAGCUGUCGGGGGACCAGCCAGCCGCCGGGCCCCCCAAGAGCAAGAAGAAGAAGGCGGCCGCUGGGGAAGGAGGGGAGGGUGCCGUCUCCCCAGAAAAGGCCUCCAGGACUCCCAAAGGGCGAUCAAAGAAGGACCGGGGGAAUGGUGACAUGAAGGAGAAGAAGGGGAAGGGGCCUCCCGGCCCCCCCGGGGCCAAGGACGAGCCCGGAGGGAAGCUGGGGAUGGCGAAGGCCGAGGGCGGAGAGGAAAACGGCGCCAAGAGCCAGAAAGGAAAGAAGAAAUCCAGUAAGAAAAAAAAAGACAAGGAGAAAAAAGAGAAGAAGAAGAAAGCAAAAAAGAUAACCAAAGAUCCUGACGCACCAUUCCAGAAGAAAAAGAAGAAAAAGAAGAAGACGGCAGAGCAGGCGGUGUGAAGGCGUGUGCCAGGCACAGGGCGCAGGGAUAUCUUCGCAGAGAGGUGACCAUCUCCAGGCCUCUGCCCUCUGCCCGGCGUGGACUGGGACUGGACCCGCACCCUCCUCUCCGUCGCAGGACGCCAGCGAGCCCUCGGCCCCGUGCUGGCCAAGCCGGGGAGCCGGCGGGAGCCCGGCCCGCAGGGAGGGGUGGCCCUCCCGCAGCGUGAGACGCUGCGUGUAGACAUGGACAGUAUAUCUAUUUUUUUAAGUCACCUGCCUUUCCCUCUACAAGGCCAACAUGCGGAAGUCCUUGAGAUCCCCACACACUCACACACUCACACCCACACUCGUCUUUCUGCAGACCCAGUGGGGCCUGCUCUGGCCCAUCCCGAGCCGCUGGGCUUCUGGCUGAUCCCGACGGAGGCUCUGUCCUCUUGCUGUCAGAUUUUCUGGUUCUGUUUUGUUUUCUUUGGUUUUAAUAAAGUAAAAGCCUUA
Molecule: messenger RNA, 4472 nt
Organism: Perognathus longimembris pacificus (Pacific pocket mouse)
Lineage: Eukaryota; Metazoa; Chordata; Mammalia; Rodentia; Heteromyidae
Gene: Tcof1
Product: treacle ribosome biogenesis factor 1
Exons: 25
Coding region: 63-3995 (1310 amino acids)
Molecular function (GO): protein binding
Source: RefSeq, a predicted model, not a curated record